This is a messenger RNA of Cordyceps fumosorosea ARSEF 2679, 894 nucleotides long. RefSeq names its product ADP-ribosylglycohydrolase family protein. The transcript has a single exon. Bases 1 to 894 code for a protein of 297 amino acids. The record is from RefSeq and is a predicted model, not a curated record. NCBI's taxonomy places the organism in Eukaryota, Fungi, Ascomycota, Sordariomycetes, Hypocreales, Cordycipitaceae.
AUGCCAACCGUGACGCGCCGGUCCCGCAUCGUCGGCGCCCUGCUCGGCCUACACGCCGGUGACUCCCUCGGCGCGACCGUCGAGUUCAAGAGCCACGGCUACAUCAAGGCUACCUACCCGCCCGGCGACACCCGCCUGCGGGACAUCACCGGCGGCGGCGUCUUCCGGUGGCCGCCCGGCCACGCCACCGACGACACCGACAUGACGCGCGCCGUGCUCCUCGCCUACCUCGACAUCCUCACCGACCCCGCCCACGCCCGCGCGGCCGACGUCGCCGCCCGCGCCGGCCGCUACUUCCUCAAGUGGCGCGCCGGCGACUGGCCCGGCCUUUGCCGAGACGCUCGACCCGGACCGCGCCGGCGCCGGGCCCGGCCGCGCUGGCAACGGCAGCCUCAUGCGGUGCCUGCCCACCGGGCUCUUCCGCGCCGGGGAUCAGGAGGUGCUGGUGGCGGAGAGCCUCCGCAUCAGCCGCGUCACCCACGACGACGCCCUGUGCACCGUCGGGUGCGCCGUGUACAACGCCAUCGUCGCGGAGCUCGUGCUGGGCCGCCCGCCGGAAGCCGCCGUCGAGGCGGGCAUCCGCCUGUGCCGCCGCCUGGAGCCGGCCCCGCCGCCGGGGGACGCCCCCGCGGAGGCCAAGGCCAAGAGAGCGUCGGUGCUUGGUGCGCUCAAGCUAGGCACGCAGCUGCGCCUGCGGGGGCUCGCGGAGUUUGGCCCCCCGCCGAGCGCGAUGCCGGGCGGCUGCGCGGGCUACGUGCUCGAGUCGCUGUCCGUGGCGGUGGCCGCGCUGCUGGACCCGAGAUGCCUCGAGGACGUGCUGGUCGACGUGGUGCGCAUCGGCAAGGACACGGACACCAACGCGGCCAUCGCGGGAGGCCUACUGGGCGCGCGUGA